Ictidomys tridecemlineatus (thirteen-lined ground squirrel) is the source of this 1930-nucleotide messenger RNA. Lineage: Eukaryota; Metazoa; Chordata; Mammalia; Rodentia; Sciuridae. The record is from RefSeq and is a predicted model, not a curated record.
CUUCGCCUGGGCGGGGCGGGGCUUCGGCGGCUGCUUCCUCUGCUGCGGUGGCUCGGGGCCGGCGGGUCGGGGCCGCGGACCCGGGUCCGGCGGAGCCAUGGCGCUGUGCCCGGUGAUCGGGAAGCUGCUGCACAAGCGCGUGGUGCUGGCCAGCGCCUCCCCGCGCCGCCAGGAGAUCCUCAGCAACGCGGGCCUGCGGUUCGAGGUGGUGCCGUCCAAGUUCAAAGAGACGCUCAGCAAAGCCUCCUUCCCCAGCCCCUACGCCUACGCCAUCGAGACGGCCAAGCAGAAGGCCCUGGAGGUGGCGCACCGACUGCACCAGAAGGACCUCCGGACGCCCGACGUGGUCAUCGGAGCGGACACUAUCGUGGCAGUGGACGGGCUGGUUCUGGAGAAGCCCGUGGACAAGCAGGACGCCUACCACAUGCUUUCAAGGUUGAGCGGCAAAGAGCACAGCGUGUUCACGGGAGUGGCCAUCGUCCACUGCACCACCACAGGUAAGGGGCAGCUGCUGGGCACUGGGUGGGCGGCUCCCUGUCCCUGCACGUGGGGACGGGAGGACUCUGCCCACUGCCCAGGAAGGACUGGCCUGUGGGGAGAGUCGGGCGCCUCUGCACAGCGGUGUCCAGCUCCCUCCAGGUCCAGGGGGCUCCUCCUGCCUCUCCAGGAGCGCAUCCGGGGACGCUCGGGAUCUCCGUGCGAGAACCGACGUCCACUCCACCGGGGUGCGGGAGGAAGGCCCUGGCCAGCCCCAGCCCUCAGCGCGCCCUUCCCGCAGGCCCUGUUCACGGCCUGCAGGCUCAAGGUCUUCGACCUGCUCAGCGACGGCGCGCCCCGGGGGGCGGCGGACGUGGCCCGCGCCGUGGACGCCUCCGUGUGCGGGACCAGGAGGCUGCUGGAGGUCUGCGUGGCCCUGGGCUUGCUGCGGAAGACGGAGCAAGGUUACAGCAACACGGAGCUGGCCGGGCGGCACCUGGUGUCCAGCGGCGGGCACUCCCUGCACGGCCUCAUCCUGCACAGCGACCAGCGCUCCUGGGACCUCUUCAGCCACCUGGAGCGCACCCUGCGGGAGGGACAGCCGGGGGACCAGGCGGGCGCCCCCUGCCGGGAGACGCAGCUGCAGGCCCUGAAGGCCGCGCACACCCUCUCCACGCUGACCGCCCGCCGCCUGGCCUCGGGCGCCCCCUGCCGGGAGACGCAGCUGCAGGCCCUGAAGGCCGCGCACACCCUCUCCACGCUGACCGCCCGCCGCCUGGCCUCGGCCUUCGACCUGUCGCGGUUCUCCUCCGCCUGCCUCCUGGGAGGCUGCAGGGGCGCCCUGGCCUGGGAGCUGGCCCGGGAGUGCCCGCGGCUGGAGGUGACGGUGUUGGACAUCCCCGACGAGCUGCAGCAGGUGUCCUGCUUCCAGCCCCAGGACGGACCGCAGGCCCGCGUCAGCUUGGUGCCUGGUGACCCGUCCAGGGACGCCCUGCCCGCGGCUGACCUGUACAUCCUGCCCCGCCUGCCGCCCGACUGGCCGGACGACAAGGUCCACCAGCUGCUGAGGAGGGUCGCAGGGUGCUGCCGGCCGGGAGGCGGCCUCUUGCUGGCGGAAGUUGCCCUGGACGAGGACCCGGGGGCCGCCCGGCGUGGCCUGAGGCCGAAGCUGGACCUGCUGGUGCAGACGCCGGGCAGGGACUGGACGCUGGGCGAGGGCCGGCGCCUGCUGGAGCAGCACGGCUUCGGGGACAUGCAGGUGGCGCCCGCCGGGGACUUCCCGGGCGCAGUCCUGGGCAUCCGCGUGCGCCCCUGACGCCCCACAGUGACCUUUGUGUGGGCAUCGCGGAGGGAGCCCGUCGCGGAGGGAGCCCGGGUCCCCGCGCUGUCGGCUCACGUGGGCACGUGGACCGGGCCUUGCGGGAUGGAGAGAAUAAAGCCACCUUCCUCCCUC